Erythranthe guttata (spotted monkey flower) is the source of this 965-nucleotide messenger RNA. Lineage: Eukaryota; Viridiplantae; Streptophyta; Magnoliopsida; Lamiales; Phrymaceae. The record is from RefSeq and is a predicted model, not a curated record.
ACCGUAAUUGCCCGUCUGACUUUUGACUUUUGGGUUCUUCUCGUAUCUUCAGUAUUUGUAAAAGUAGUUGUGUUUGAAGUAUCUAUUGAACCGGUUACCUGUGUCUGAUUCAGGCAGCUGUAGCACGUAGCUUCUGUAAGACCAUCGAUAUUUACGACCAAGAUAUUCAUCUGCGCACUUUACGCACAUUGUGGUAUCCAACGUCACUAAUUUUCAUGGACAAGUUUAGCGAGAGUGCAAGUUCAACGUUGGCCAUCACCGAAGGUUCCCAGCUAAGUAUAUGGGACUUACGGGUGAAAGAAAACGGGGGUUGUGUGCAUAGAAUAAUGGGGUCCGUGGGAGAUGUGUUAUAUGCAGUCAAUGAAUCUUCAUCCGGUUAUAUUGCUGCCGGUGGUGGGGACCGCACCGUGACUAUCUACGAUCCCCGCAAGUGGUCCGCAGUAUCUAGAUGGCUGAAUUGCUCAAAGUAUGAGAUAACUGGACUUAAUUUUUCAUCCGUUGAUCAUAAUUAUAUCUACGUACAAGGAGUUGAUUAUGAGGUUCUCUGUGGACGCUGGAGAGAAAACGAGAAGGCCUUUUCGUUUAGAGGGGAUUCAAACUGGCUCGGAUUUAGCAAGUGUUCAAAUAGAGAUAUAUUGGCUGGAUGGUGCGAUUCUGGUAGCGUUUUUGUUGCUGAUGUUUCUUAGAAGAACAUGACACAGACAUUGGAUCAACUCAUAAAUGUCUUUUUUUUUUUGAUUUACCAAAAUUGCCCCUCCAUUUUGACGUGUGCAAUUUGGUAAAAAAUAGACAGUUUCAGCAUCGGUGGAACAAUUUAGCAAGUUCAGGUAUGUCCAUGUAAUUUUUCUUUUUUUGGGGGCAAAGUGCAAAAACGUGCUAAGUUCAAGGGGCAAAAUGCACUUGACCCUUUAAAGUUUAAACUCGUUUAUAAACUUUAUAAAAUAUAAAAACAUAAUGCAAUUUAA